Molecule: messenger RNA, 1313 nt
Organism: Oryctolagus cuniculus (rabbit)
Lineage: Eukaryota; Metazoa; Chordata; Mammalia; Lagomorpha; Leporidae
Gene: ODF4
Product: outer dense fiber of sperm tails 4
Cellular component (GO): plasma membrane
Source: RefSeq, a predicted model, not a curated record
CUCCCCAGGAAAUGUUCCAUGGCAGUUAAGGGCCUUGCCCUGAUGGAUGGGGUGGGGGCCUUCUUAUGGAUCAGGAACUCAGGGGCCUGAUAAGAGGCCCUCCAUUCUUUCCGGGGCCCUGGGCCCUGUGGUGGCAACUUGUCUGUCUGAUGAAAGUGUUCAGAAGAUGGACCAACCCCGCAUGGCGAGGGAAGGAGAAACUGGGGCGCAAGGGGAGAGAUGGAGGGCUCCAGACAGGGUCAGGGCACUCUGGAGGUCAGAAGAAAGAGACCAGCAUCCGGGACUCGGAAGGGCAGAGAGGACUGGGAAUCAGGAUGUGAUGGUGGUGAGCAUGAGACAAAACGCAGGGGUCCAGAUGGAGACCCCGUUGACCAGAUAUAACAGUCAGAUCCGCCGGAACUCUCGGCUGCCCUUUCAGUGGCGAAUCACACACAGCUCCCGCUGGAUGGCACAGGUGCUGGCCUCGGAGCUCAGCCUCAUAGCCUUCCUCCUGCUGCUGGCCAUGGUCUUCUCCAGGAGGUGGCUACACCCCUCCGGGAGCCGCUUCCAUCAGCGCUGGCCGGCGAACGUCAGCAAACGAAUCCACACUUCAAUCCAUGUCAUGUCCAGGGGGCUCCUGCAGGCUUGCAAGCCCUGGAGCUGUUCCAGCUCAGAACACGAGAAAGACAGUUCCAAGCUGUGGACAAACCAGCCGCCCUUUGUGGUGGCCAGGAUCAUCUUCACCCUGGCCGUGGGGGUGGGCUUCGUCCUCACCAUCUGGUUGCACCUGCCCUACCUGCCCCGUUUUCAGAGAGUACCCGCCUUUGGCUUGAUUGGGAUCAUCUUGAGCGUCAGUGAAGUCACCUUCAUUUUCUCCAUCCUCAUGUUGUUCCCUGUCAACCUCUGGCUCUUGGAGUUGAGGAAGAAUUUCUCCGUCCCCAUCGGCUGGAGCUAUUUCCUUGGUUGGCUGGUGUUUGUCCUGUACAUCGUCUGUGCGGUCCUUUGUUACUUCAACCAUAAGAGUUUCUGGAGACUGAUUCUGACCCACUCUUCUGCCACCGUGUCCUGCUGCAGCAGCUCCAGCUCAGAGGAAUCUCUGAGCCAGUCGAACAUCUCCAACACCGCUAGCAACCACGAGGAAUUCCUGAAUUCCCAGUAAAGGGAUACACGGCUGCCAUCAAGCUCCGCCCAUUCACCUGCCUCCCUCUUCUCCUCCCCGCCCCCAGGGCACUGGGGAGAUCGGCCGCCAUCUUUGGAGGGAGUGAGAAGGGGUGGCCUGGGGCCAGCCUUGCACUUAGCUUGGGUGCUGUGGAAUAAAUUGUUCGUCUCUUCUU